UCUCGCACACUUGGUGGCUGUACGGCCGCGCUGUACAGCGAUUCUUGCAGCCGUGUUGUGUCAAGUUCUGUAUCCAAAAUGUCUGAGCUUACUGAAGAGGAUCCGCCACCGAAACAAUCGCUUAAAUUAUGCGAUCGAAUCUAUAAGAGCUUCCCCAGCGUCACGGAACGGUAUUUCAAGCCACGGUUCCAGCUUGAUGCAAAUGGAAAGAAAGGACAUGAUCAGUGUGCCUUGUUCCAUUCAAACAGAAUUGUGCUUGUCACAUUGGCUCCAUCUCACCCCAUUAUCAGAGAGAAAAAGACAGUCAUAAAAGUUGAUUAUCAAGUAAAUGAGAAAUUAAAUCGCCUCAACAAUCAAGUGUCUGGGAAGUGGAAGAAGGGUGGUCAGAAACUACAGAAGGAAUCUGCAUUAUGCAUCGUUACCUGCUCCGAUGGCGAGAUUUAUACAGUAACGAGCACAGUUCCUGGCAGUCUAAUGGAAGUUAAUGACCAUCUGACCACUUCACCUGAGCUCCUUACUGAAAAGCCAUGGUCAUCUGGCUACAUUGCCAUCGUUCUGCCUCCGCUAAAGAUGGACACAGUACUUCUGGACACUAUGAUGUCGCCCGAAGCUUUUUUGGCGGCCAGGAAGGAGUUGAUACCGAUAUGCUACAUCUCUGAUGAAGAAAUGUUUGUUCAUCAGCGAUCACCUCUUAUUAUGGAGGAUACCUAAAUGUGUAAGGCCCUGCUCUCAUUAGUGUGCUUCACUUUCUUCAACUUGUGCAUUGGUGAUAAAGCUUCCAUGUGCUACGCUUAUUUCAACAAAUAAAGUGUCGUUCCUCU
Rhipicephalus sanguineus (brown dog tick) is the source of this 821-nucleotide messenger RNA. Its product is annotated as protein Abitram. Gene Ontology annotation, biological process: dendrite morphogenesis; regulation of actin filament polymerization; regulation of filopodium assembly. Gene Ontology annotation, cellular component: lamellipodium; filopodium tip; nucleus. NCBI's taxonomy places the organism in Eukaryota, Metazoa, Arthropoda, Arachnida, Ixodida, Ixodidae. The transcript is spliced from 5 exons. Bases 79 to 711 code for a protein of 210 amino acids. Gene Ontology annotation, molecular function: actin monomer binding; actin filament binding. The record is from RefSeq and is a predicted model, not a curated record.